Molecule: messenger RNA, 3772 nt
Organism: Physella acuta
Lineage: Eukaryota; Metazoa; Mollusca; Gastropoda; Physidae
Product: mothers against decapentaplegic homolog 5
Biological process (GO): SMAD protein signal transduction; BMP signaling pathway; anatomical structure morphogenesis
Cellular component (GO): heteromeric SMAD protein complex
Molecular function (GO): I-SMAD binding; DNA-binding transcription factor activity, RNA polymerase II-specific; RNA polymerase II cis-regulatory region sequence-specific DNA binding
Source: RefSeq, a predicted model, not a curated record
UCCCUGAAGUUCUACUUCCCGUCUCUCUGUCGCCAAUAAUAACAUACCAAUAAUGCUUAAUAUUUUUCAUUGAAUUUAUAUAUUUAAAUUAUUACGUUUAGGAAAAAGUUUUUGCAGAAAGCUACCACAUAUAUUCCAACAAAAGGAUAUUUUCACUUGCUUUGGCACAAUUCCCUAAGUUAUUAAGUCGACCACGUCUACUGCUUUUUUUUUUCGCUCAUUCGGCCUACCUUAUCCCAGAAGCUAGGCCAGGAGCUAACUGGAUAUCGAGAUUUAGGACAGAGUGAAUGUUUCGCACCGUUUUGGGAUAGGAAUAGACGUUUCUCGCCGCAGAUUGCAGCGUUAUUACAGCAAUGACAUCACCACUUUCCAGUAUAUUUACAUUUACCAGCCCAGCAGUGAAAAGGUUACUGGGGUGGAAGCAAGGGGAUGAAGAAGAAAAGUGGGCUGAAAAAGCUGUGGAUUCACUUGUUAAAAAACUGAAGAAAAAGAAAGGUGCACUUGAGGAUCUUGAAAAAGCCCUCUCUUGUAAGGAUCCUCACACAAAAUGUGUUACCAUUCAAAGAUCACUAGAUGGAAGAUUGCAAGUGUCACACAGAAAGGGUUUGCCUCAUGUCAUUUACUGCAGGGUAUGGAGGUGGCCAGAUCUGCAGUCACAUCAUGAGCUAAAACCAUUAGACUCAUGUGAAUAUCCUUUCAGUGCUAAACAGAAAGAAGUAUGCAUCAACCCAUACCAUUAUAGAAGAGUCGAGAGUCCUGUUCUUCCCCCUGUUUUGGUUCCACGUUACAGUGAAUACCCAACACAUGGAGCAUUGCCCCCAUUCCAGCAGAUACCCGAACCUUCCAUGCCCCACAAUAUCACUUACCCCUUUCAGCAGCAACAUUCACCACAGACUCCAAGUUCAGGACCGGGCAGUCCCUUUGGUCUUCCAGCUGACACCCCUCCUCCAGCUUAUCAAGCCCACGAUGAUAAUCAAAAUAAUCAAAAUGGACCUCAGCCAAUGGACACAAAUCAUCAACCAAAUCCUCCACACUCUGGCCCACCCGUUACAGGCCCUGCUUUUCCGUUGUCUAAACUGGGACCCAGGAUUACAGACAAACAAGCUGUAAACUACCAAGAACCCCACUACUGGUGCAACAUAGUAUAUUAUGAACUCAACAACAGAGUGGGUGAACAGUUUCAAGCUUCAUCCAACAGCAUUGUAGUAGAUGGUUUCACAGAUCCCUCACGAACUGACCGCUUCUGUUUGGGUCUGUUAUCUAAUGUAAAUCGAAACUCUACCAUAGAAAAUACGCGGCGUCAUAUAGGAAGAGGUGUUCAUUUGUAUUAUGUUGGAGGAGAGGUGUAUGCAGAAUGUCUCAGUGACAGCAGCAUUUUUGUCCAGAGCCGCAACUGUAACUAUUCACAUGGUUUUCACCCAACAACUGUUUGUAAGAUACCACCAAGUUGUAGUCUUAAAAUUUUUAACAACCAGGAAUUUGCUGCCUUGUUGUCCCAGUCAGUCAAUCAUGGCUUUGAGGCUGUGUAUGAAUUAAACAAAAUGUGCAUCAUUCGUAUGAGCUUUGUAAAAGGCUGGGGAGCAGAAUACCACAGACAGGAUGUGACAUCUACGCCCUGUUGGAUUGAGCUGCACCUGAAUGGGCCACUGCAGUGGUUAGACAAAGUACUUACACAAAUGGGAUCUCCUAUGAAUCCCAUCUCAUCAAUGUCAUGACCCCCCCUCCCCCCUAUCAUUUUUAUAUUACUUGUUCUCUCUUCCAUCUCAAAUUAUUGCAAGCACCAUUUAAAUUUUUUUAUAUUUUAUUAACAUGCAAUGUUUUUAUUGUAUAGUAAUGUAAUGAAAUUUUUUUGUUACCCCUAAAACCAAACAUAGCUUUGUCUUCUGCAGAACAAGUUAUUGACUAUACAAUUUUAAAAAUAGUUGAUUGCAACAAUCAUGGGUACUUAAUAUCUUUUGUGUUUAUUUUUUAUUUCCAUGUUUUCAAUGUUUAAUGGUUGAGUACCGUGGGGAUGGUGUUCUUUUUUAUAAAGCUGGGUUCCCUGAUCAUUAAAUGUGAUCUUUGUAUUUAUGCAGUACUUAUGGUUUUAUGAAACAUUUGUGUACUUAAAAUGAACAAAAGAUGUUGCAUGAAUUUCAAGUGUUUCUAUGAAAUGGUAUAAUAGUUAUCAACCAUGUUAAGAACAUAUGUUUCUGCAGAAGGUUCAAAUGUUUUAAUCUGCUAUGUAUUUUAUUCAUGCUGUGUAACAUGAUUUUACAUGUUUUGUCUACCUGAACUUAGUCCUGGCAUUCAAAGCUACUUAACUACUACUAUUCAACUAUUAGUUGCAUGAAUACAUUUUAAAGCAUGUUUUCUAUAUUGUUGCACCAAAGGUCACUGUAUUAUGUUGUAAAAAAUAUAUAAUUUUUUAUUCUUCUAUUGAAGACCUAAAAUUUUAUCGGCUGUAGUUUAUGUGAUUACAAGUUCAUGGUGAUGAUUAAAAAGACUUAAUUAAAUUUUUUCUGGUGCGAUUUUAAAAUUGUUUUUUUUUUUGUGUGUAACAUAUGGUUCAAUGUCUUUUUACUUGAAUCUGAAUCUAAACAAAGGGUUAUCACAGUUACAUUGAUGUAAAUAUUGUCUUCCUCAUUGUUAGAAAUGUUAACCAGAAGUAGAAAAUCAUUUUAAUGGACACAAACAUAGCUUUAUUUUAAUUUUUAUAGCUGCUUUUUAAAUCCAACAUUUUUUAUGUCCGUUUCAUUAACUUUAUUUACAAAGUAGUUGUACAAAUGCACAUUGAUGUAUAUCAAUUUGUGUCCGAAUAUAUUUGAGAUUAAUACUCUAUCAAGUAUUUUGUGUAUAUGUUCUCAUUCAUUUUGAGUGGUCUUACAUUUUUUUCAUUUUGUCACUUUUUACUCUUAAGGUAUUGUUGAAUCUUAUUUUAACAUUAAAGACAUUUGAAAGAACUAAUAGCAUUUACUUUUUUAAACAGUAGAAAUUACCUAUUUAAAUAAUUGUGUGUAUUUUCUUAAGGAUUGAGUAGGAAAGAACUGGAAUAUUAUUAGAAUAUAUACUUUUUUUAAACUUAAACCGCAAGCGGUCCUGAACUAAAUAAAGACUAUUGCAGAAAGUUUGGCAAUAAUUAAAAUUCCUUUUUUAGAGUUUUAUUAAUAAAAACAGUUCUAAAAUAGUUACAAUUCUUUUUUAGUUUUCCCUCAAAAAAAUGUAAGCAUCACUAAUUUUAGAACUCUUUUUUUUUCUUUCCUUGAUCACCCCUAGUAGCUAUAUUGUCCUUACAGAUACUUUUUUAAAUAGCUAUGUCAUGUUAUAUGUGUUGCAGUGUACAUUACUAUGUUGUAUAGCUUUGGGAAACAUUAGAUGUGGAUGCAUGAGUAGUUUGUGUUACGUUUAGUAAACCAGAUGGUAUCAAGUUAUUGCACAGUCAUUAGGCUGCAUAAUACUUAAUCGUCUCUUUGGUAGUAGUUGUUCAAUAUUUUAUAAAGAAUGUAUAUUUGCUCCUGUCAUCUUUCCUAUGUAAAAAUUGAACAUUUCAUCUAUCAUCUUCCAUGUGUUCAUAGGUGACUUAAGUCCUGACAUACCAAUACAUGCAUAACUAAACUGCAGCAGAAUGUGUAGGUAGACCUUCAGUGAACCUUAAUUACCAAGCCCAACCAAUAGUUUAAAAAAAUAAUUGAAAGAUUUGAUAUAUAGAGCAUUACUCUAGGCAGUUAAAAAAAAUAUUAGUUUUGAUGUAAAUAACACACUGCUCUUAAAAAGUGAAAUAAAUAGUUUAUUU